Molecule: messenger RNA, 1410 nt
Organism: Mucor mucedo
Lineage: Eukaryota; Fungi; Mucoromycota; Mucoromycetes; Mucorales; Mucoraceae
Product: kinase-like domain-containing protein
Exons: 4
Coding region: 1-1410 (469 amino acids)
Biological process (GO): protein phosphorylation
Molecular function (GO): ATP binding; protein kinase activity
Source: RefSeq, a predicted model, not a curated record
AUGACCCUUCAUCAUCAUCGACGAAGCGAACCAAAAAAAUAUUUUCACACUGAAAGGGCAAAAAAAUCCACUCUUCAACAAGGGGGGUAUGUCAAAUCACAAGUACAGAUAAUAUCAACAAGUAACAACCAAUUAUCAGUCAAAGAAACCGCGCCUGCUAGACGACUCUCUUCAGACUACAGUGUUCUGAAGGAAUCGUUACCUGAGAAGCAAAAAUUGAAAUUGCCGCCUGUUCCAAAGCCUUCCAAAUCUUCUCCUAUUGUUAUGGCCCCAAAAGCAUUUACAGCUGUAGCAAAAAAUAAUACAGCCAACGCUGCAGAUUAUAAAAAGUCUUCUUCCGACUAUACAAGCUUGGAAUAUACGAACAGAAAAACUUCCUUAAAAAAGAUGGGUGCUUGUGCUAUCAAAGUGGAGUGUGAUGAUGGGUCCAUAGCUAUUUAUGCACUGGGAAGAAGUAUCGGAAAAGGUCAAUUUGGCGAAGUAUUUGGUGGGUUAAACAUGGAUACUGGAGAAUAUGUAGCUAUUAAAAGAAUUAAAAGAAAUCAAAUGGACUGUGAUGAUAUGAAUGAAGUAGGUGUACUGAAACAUUUAAAUAACGAGCACAUUGUACGUUAUGUUGGCUUUUCCAAGGAUAAAGAAUAUUUAAAUAUUAUUUUAGAAUAUGUCGAAAUGGGAUCUCUUCAUAACAAUAUUAAGGCGUUUGGAAAAUUCCCAGAAAAAUUAGCGGCAUCAUAUACAUUUAAAAUUCUGUCCGGCCUUCAUUAUCUUCAUUCAAAGGAUGUAAUUCAUUGCGACCUGAAAGCAGCCAAUAUUUUAACGACCAAGACUGGAAGUUUAAAAUUGACCGAUUUUGGUGUUUCUCUUAGUUUAAAAAUGAAGGAUGAUGAAAACACUGGUGAACCAGCUGGAACGCCUAAUUGGAUGGCACCUGAAGUGAUAAAAUUUGCUGGUGCAUCAGCAAAAUCAGAUAUUUGGUCAUUGGGCUGCACCAUUGUUGAAAUGCUAACAGGAAAACCACCAUAUGCCGGUAUGCCAUCGUUUACCGCUUUGUAUAGAAUAGUAGAAGAUGAUGAACCACCAAUUCCUAAAAACAUCAUUUUAUCAGAGGACGGUAGAGAAUUUUUAUUGGCUUGUUUUAAAAAAAAUCCUCAAGAUAGGCCUACCGCUUAUGACCUCAUGCAAUCGAAAUGGAUGGCACCAUACUUUAAACCAUCACCAGCUUUUAAUGUGAUAAAGAGUAAGAGUGAAACAUUACUGGAGCCAUCCGACAGAGAAACGCUAUCAGAUGCACAGAAUUACGAAAUGACACAUGAAUUUGUAGACUAUCAAACUAACCAGGUUGGGGAAAAAUGCUAUGGUUGCAAAAUUCAGAUGAAAAAAAUUUGGAUCAAAAAUUGUCAGGGUAAAUAA